CAGAUGUGGUGGGAGGGGCUACCGCCCCACACAGGGCAUGGUGGGGUAGAAGUGUAAGCACAAACAAUAUUUAAGAUGCUGCCUUGGUGGAAUAUCCAGACUCAGGAAGGAAAGCGAUUAAAUACCCACCAAAUUCCACCUCAGAGACUAGCUUUGAGGAAGGCUAAGAAGGAAAACAGUGUGAGGCCAUCCAGAGUGAAAGAGCAAGCUUGCUGCUGCUUCUCAGACCUCCACUAGGAACAUCCAGACUCCCAAAGGAGACCCUUUCUACCCAGGCCUGUGGAAGAUGCUGAGGAAGACCUGGCUCUGCAUUUUUGUUGUGGCUUUUGUCAGCCACCCAGUGUGGCUACAGAAGCCUCCUAAACCCAAGACACCGGCACAGCUCAAAGCAGCCAUCUGCUGUGAGGAGAUGAAGGCGCUCAAAGCCCAGGUCGCCAACCUCAGCAGUCUGCUUGGUGAACUGACCAAGAAGCAGGAGAGUGACUGGGUCAGCGUGGUCAUGCAGGUGAUGGAGCUGGAGAGCACCAGCAAGCGCAUGGAGCUGCGGCUCACAGAUGCUGAGAGCAAGUACUCCGAUAUGAACAACCAGAUUGACAUCAUGCAACUACAGGCAGCGCGGACUGUCACACAGACCUCGGCAGAUGCCAUCUAUGACUGCUCAUCCCUCUACCAGAAGAACUAUCGCAUCUCUGGAGUAUACAAGCUUCCUCCUGACGAGUUCCUGGGCAGCCCUGAGCUGGAGGUGUUUUGUGACAUGGAAACUUCAGGCGGAGGCUGGACCAUCAUUCAGAGACGUAAGAGUGGCCUUGUUUCCUUCUACCAAGACUGGAAACAGUAUAAGCAGGGCUUUGGCAGCAUCCGAGGGGACUUCUGGCUGGGGAAUGAACACAUCCACCGGCUUACCAGGCAGCCAACACGGCUUCGUGUAGAGUUGGAGGACUGGGAGGGCAACACACGCUAUGCAGAGUACAGCCACUUUGCCUUGAGCAACGAACUGAACAGCUACCGCCUCUCCUUGGGGAACUACAGUGGCAAUGUGGGGAAGGAUGCGCUCCUCUAUCAUAACAACACGGUCUUCAGCACCAAGGACAAAGACAAUGACAACUGCCUGGACAAAUGCGCACAGCUCCGCAAAGGUGGAUAUUGGUACAACUGUUGCACAGAUUCCAACCUCAAUGGGGUGUACUACCGUCUGGGGGAACACAGAAAGCACAUGGAUGGCAUCACUUGGUAUGGCUGGCAUGGAGCCAGCUACUCCCUCAAGCGGGUGGAGAUGAAGAUCCGCCCAGAAGCCUUCAAACCCUGAAAGAAGGCUGCUAUAGGGCUGGACUGUAGAAGCGACAUGUGGAGGCUGGAGAGAGCAGGCAGAAGGGAAGAAGGUGGAGAAAGGGCUGGAAGGGAAUGGUUUGUCAUCUCCAAUGAAAGAGCCACUCUCUCUGUGGACCACUACAGAACUCUAAUAUUUGUGCCACCAAAGUGAGCACAUGCACACAAUAAACUAUAUGUAUCAAAGAUGUAAGAGGAAAUGAGAAGCAGUUCAAUGUGUGGGCCUGCCAUAGACUCCUCAGUGCUGGGACAGAGUGGGUGCUCUCUGCCUAGGUCACCAACAGAGCAGCAACUCAUCUUUUCUAUAAGAUUUAUCUAUAGAAAGCAGGAAUUGUAAGGUCACUUUAUCUACUUUUUCCAAGGCUUAGGUGACAAGAUGGAAAAGAGCAAAUCUUGCUAAAGAGAAUUGUGUUACUCUGCUUCUCAAAGGACAGGCUUUGGGUAUUACAAAGGAACGAAAGCAGAUGGUGGAGAAGGGGACUUUCUAUUUUUAAAUCCAAUGACGUCACCUUCAGUUUACAGGAUAUUUAAAAACACAAACAUUUGAGGGCUGAAGACUAGCUGCCUAAGGUCUGCCAUAUUUUAGACAAGGCUCCAGGGCCUUGGGCCUCAGUCAGAAUCCUGGAACCUCCCCUCCCCUGCCCACCUGGGUCAGGGAACAGCACUGAAUGGCAUGCUGUGGGUCUGAAGUGGGAGGGAACACCAGCAGGAGUGGGCACAGUCUCUCAGUGACUACAACACUGCCUAGUCAACACACAUCCUAUUCUUACUCAUUCAGUAAGAAAUGGACUCGAACUCCUUUUAAAAACCUUGUCUAUAAGAAAAAUGGCUGGAAAGUGAAGGUAGAUGGUGCUAUGGGUGAAAACUCAUGCUUUCCAUAACAUCUUGCUUUGUAAAAAUAAAAGACUGUAGUUCAUGUUUUAAACAUUCAAAAUAUUGUUUCUUCCUACAAUAAAUACUAUAAAAACUUGA
Molecule: messenger RNA, 2298 nt
Organism: Nannospalax galili (Upper Galilee mountains blind mole rat)
Lineage: Eukaryota; Metazoa; Chordata; Mammalia; Rodentia; Spalacidae
Gene: Angptl7
Product: angiopoietin like 7
Exons: 5
Coding region: 287-1306 (339 amino acids)
Source: RefSeq, a predicted model, not a curated record